AUGACAACACUUCCAGGUUUUGAGUAUACCAACUACACCGGGGCCUUCGACAAUAUAAGCAUCAACAAUGUUACUAUUACCAAUAUCUCAUUCCAAAAUGAUCUUGCUGGCAAAGACAGCUAUAGUCUGGCACAUGCGUUUACCACGGAGGCUCCUGCAAACUCCACCUUCAACAGCACGUCGUGGACAACCGGGAGUCCUACCAGCGACAAGAUCUGCGAAACGUGGCUUGAAGCCCAGCAUGCACUGUUCCAACUGGCAAAUCUUUGCUUUGCCAUUUCGUUCUUGACACCCAGCGGUUUCAAAUACCAUUGCCUGUUUCUACGAACCCUAUUGCUGCUGGGCUUUUCUAUGUUUAUAUUCUGGUCGGGACUGGUUGUGUGCAUGCUGGAUGUUCUGGGCUGGAACAUCACUUUCUUCAUCAUCAAUGUCAUUCACAUCAUCUAUCUAGCCUAUUCCACCUAUCCUGUGAAAUUCCACCGAGAACUGGAGGACCUGUACGUCAAAGUCUUCAAGCCUCUCAAAAUGACGCGCUUUGAAUUCAAAGCGCUGACAAAAGUUGGCAAGCGCUGCAAUCUUGCCAAAGGAAACAUUUAUGCUAUUGAAGCUGUCACUAACACCAAUGAGAAGUUUUCUAUCCUUCUUAAAGGCAGGUUAAAGGUGACUGUAGAUCGUGUGUUUUUACAUUACAUCAACCCUAAUCAGUUUGUUGAUUCCCCGGAGUAUGAGAGUGUCACGACCGAGACUACUGCCAGUGAAAAAUAUCAGUUGCAGCAGGCAGCUCUGUAA
Molecule: messenger RNA, 789 nt
Organism: Liolophura sinensis
Lineage: Eukaryota; Metazoa; Mollusca; Polyplacophora; Chitonida; Chitonidae
Product: blood vessel epicardial substance-A-like
Exons: 3
Coding region: 1-789 (262 amino acids)
Biological process (GO): heart development; striated muscle cell differentiation; skeletal muscle tissue development
Cellular component (GO): sarcolemma
Molecular function (GO): cAMP binding
Source: RefSeq, a predicted model, not a curated record